Arabidopsis lyrata subsp. lyrata is the source of this 750-nucleotide messenger RNA. Its product is annotated as MLP-like protein 31. The transcript is spliced from 4 exons. Gene Ontology annotation, biological process: defense response. The record is from RefSeq and is a predicted model, not a curated record. Bases 1 to 561 code for a protein of 186 amino acids. NCBI's taxonomy places the organism in Eukaryota, Viridiplantae, Streptophyta, Magnoliopsida, Brassicales, Brassicaceae.
AUGGAUAAGGGAAAUACUAAGAACGAGAGUAGAGUGGGUGUUCUUAAUAGAAAAAGCUUAUCUUUCAAGAAUUACCAGAGGUCUGAGCUCGGUUUCGAGAAAAGUAGUUACGAGCUAGAGACAGAUGUUGAAAUCAAAGCUUCAGCUGGGAAGUUCCAUCACAUGUUUGCUGGGAGACCACACCAUGUCUCCAAAGCAACUCCAGGGAAAAUUCAGGGCUGUGAGCUUCAUGAAGGCGAAUGGGGCAAAGUCGGCUCUAUAGUCUUCUGGAAUUAUGUUCAUGAUGGAGAGGCAAAGGUGGCAAAAGAGAGGAUUGAGGCAGUGGAGCCGGAGAAAAACCUCAUCACUUUUAGGGUGAUAGAGGGAGACUUAUUAAAAGAGUAUAAGAGCUUUGUGAUCACAAUCCAAGUGACUCUUAAAAGAGGAGGACCUGGGAGUGUGGUGCACUGGCACGUCGAGUAUGAGAAAAUUGACGACAAAGUGGCUCACCCUGAGACCUUCCUUGAUUUCUGUGUCCAAGUCUCCAAAGAGAUCGAUGAACAUCUCCUGAACGAGGAAUAGAGAGUACUCUUUAAUUGAGUAUCUAUCCAAUAAUGUGUAUAUGUCAGUUAUGAAGCACGCAUGUUCUUGUGUAUGAUACAAUAAACAAGGAGCGUAGCCCAAUAUAUGUGAGUGAUAUAGAAAAGAGUUGUACUCUAGAUGUGUGUAUGUCAUGUUUGGUUUUAAUAAAAGCUUAUGUGUUUGUGGAUA